AUGCCGUUCAGUGUAACGACGUGUGAUGACAAUUGUUGGCACAAUGAUUGGCGAACGCGUGAUUCAGAAGCAAGAAAACAUGGCUUUGAAGCGGAUAAUAAGAGAUGUUCUUACUCGUACCUUUGGGGCGGUACUUGUUUUUGUUACGGUCCACCAUAUUGUGUAGACGUGCCAAACAGAACAUGUGGUCAUAACUGCUGGCACAACGAUUGGCGAAAGCGAGAUCAGAGAGCACAAGCAGCCGGGCAGUCCGGGAGCAGAUGUUCGUAUGGAUAUAGCUAUGGACCAGCUGUUGGAGGACGAUGUUACUGUUAUGGUUCACCAGUCUGCACUUAA
Molecule: messenger RNA, 336 nt
Organism: Paramuricea clavata
Lineage: Eukaryota; Metazoa; Cnidaria; Anthozoa; Malacalcyonacea; Plexauridae
Source: the annotation of a GenBank genome assembly